AUGAUCGACAAUAAUCAUUCAACAGCAAGUGUGGUAAUUGGCAAGGUCAACGACGAAGAUGGAGAAACAGAAGUGUGUAUAGAUGCAGAAAAUAGCAGUGAUGAACCUAUGGAAGACACAUUAGUUGAGACGAAUUCAACUGAUAGUGGAUCUGAUACUGUUAAUAAGGCAGAUUCAUUACUCAGUGAUGAUGAAUCUUUUGAUGAUUUGUCAGUCAAUGGUGAUGAAGUGGAAAAUGAAGAAGUAACUGCGGUUGAAGAUAAUGAAGUAGUAAGUUCAUUUCUAUGCAUCUUACCUUUAUGUAAUUUUACUUCAAAGAUGGACACAACGAGCUCAGAUGACAGCCUAAAUCGACAAGGUGUGAAAAUUCCAGUUGAACUUGCAAUCUCUUCCAGAAGGUAG
Rotaria sp. Silwood1 is the source of this 402-nucleotide messenger RNA. The record is from the annotation of a GenBank genome assembly. Lineage: Eukaryota; Metazoa; Rotifera; Eurotatoria; Philodinida; Philodinidae.